This is a messenger RNA of Brienomyrus brachyistius, 5870 nucleotides long. RefSeq names its product PHD finger protein 19 (gene phf19). Gene Ontology annotation, molecular function: chromatin binding; DNA binding. The coding region runs from base 275 to 1993 and encodes 572 amino acids. Gene Ontology annotation, biological process: regulation of DNA-templated transcription; chromatin organization. Gene Ontology annotation, cellular component: nucleus. The record is from RefSeq and is a predicted model, not a curated record. Lineage: Eukaryota; Metazoa; Chordata; Actinopteri; Osteoglossiformes; Mormyridae. The transcript is spliced from 15 exons.
GUUAGUUCGGAGAAAGUUCUGACUUCCUGGAUGAUGAUGAUGAUGGUGAUGAUGGUGAUGAUGGGGCUAUGUUAAUUACAUAAGCAAAACGUAAAUGAUUCGCGGGAAAAAGUAAAAAAAUGGCGACUUGCACAGUCUGAAACUUUGCCUCUACACCACUAGAUAGCUAGCUACGAGUACAAUUAAUGGGACAUUAUGCAACGAGAUUAAAGGCGAUCUUCGCGUCUCUUUUCCUCCGCACCAGAGGCUAAUCGCAUCGGAAGCGAAGGUGUGAAUGGACAUCACUAUGUUGGAGUCCUACAGGGAUAUGUACUGCUCUGCGGGACACGAGCAGCUGCAGUCUAAGCAGUUACCCCAGAACAGGGCCAGGAACUACAUGGAACUGGAGAAGAGCCUGACUGAGGGGCAGUACGUCCUGUGCCGAUGGUCCGACGGCUUGUACUACCUGGGCAAGAUCGUGAGAGUAAGUGCUUCCAAGCAGAGCUGUUUUGUCACCUUUGAGGACAACUCCAAAUUCUGGGUUUUGUGGAAGGACAUUCAGCAUGCUGGCGUUCCAGGGGAGGAACCCAAGUGUUACGUGUGUUCCGGGAUGGUGCUAAUGUCCGACAACAAGAUCCUCAUCUGCGGCAAGUGUGGCAUAGGAUACCACCAGCAGUGCCAUCUGCCGCGGGUGGAGAGCCCGCUGGAUCCGUCACCUUGGUUCUGCAGGAAAUGCAUCUUUGCCUUGGCCGUGCGGAAAGGGGGCGCUCUGAAAAAGGGUCCCAUAGCCAAAGCUCUCCAGGCGAUGAAGCAGGUGUUGACCUAUAACCCAGGCGAGCUAGAGUGGGACUCGCUGCACAGGACCAAUCACCAGCAGUGUUACUGCUACUGUGGGGGACCUGGGGAGUGGUACCUGAAGAUGCUGCAGUGCUUCCGGUGUCAGCAGUGGUUUCACGAGGCCUGCAUCCAGUGCCUGCAGGAGUCCAUGAUGUUCGGAGACAGGUUUUACUUGUUCAUCUGCGCUGUGUGCAAUAAAGGGGUGGAGUACAUCAGACGCCUGGCCCUCAGAUGGGUGGACGUGGUGCACCUCGCCCUCUACAACCUGGGCGUCCAGAGUAAGAAGAAGUACUUUGAGCUGGAGGAGAUCCUCAGCUUCGUCUCCACCAACUGGGAGCAUUUCCAACUGGGCAAGCUUUCCAAUACUCCACUGUCUGAGAGGACCCAGCACCUCCUUGAUGCUCUCAACAACUAUAAAAGCAAGUUUCUCUGCGGGAAGGAGAUCAAAAAAAGGAAAUGCAUCUUCCGUCUGCGGACACGCGUUCCCCCCAACCCCCCCUCAAAGCUCUUCCCUGAGAGGGUGCCUGGCGGUGAGGCGUGGGAGGGCCGCAAGAGCAGCCGCGGCAAGAACAGCACGGUGCCGCGAGAGUUCUUGCCUCAGAAGAGGAGGAGGAAGAAGAAGAAGAGAUCCAAGUGGCUGCUGGAGGAUGCCAUCCCCAAUAAUGAUCUGACGUCUUCCUGGAGCUCCAACCAUCACAUGGCCAGCAUCUUCGACUUCACGUUGGACGAGCUGCAGAGCCUAAAGAGCACUAGCUCCGGCCGGACUUUCAGUUUGGACCUGGACUCCACAGACGCAGCAAGCACUUCCGGGUCGGCCACCACAAGUGUGUCCUAUGACUUCCGGAAGAACGUGGGCAGCAGGAAGAGGAAGCUACGUACCUCUAGCUAUGCCAUGCUCGCCACCAGGAAGGCGGCGGCCGAGAGCGAGCUGGGCCAGGGCGCAUUGGAGUCCGAGGACGCCCCCGAGGCGCUCGACGGCGCCAUUGACAGCCACACCUUUGACAGCAUCAGCGAGGAUGACUCCUCCCUAUCCCACCUCAAGUCUUCCAUUACCAGCUAUUUCGGGGCGGCCGGGCGGCUCACCUGCGGCGAGAGGUACCAGGUGCUGGCUCGCCGAAUCACCCCCGAGGGUAAGGUGCAGUACCUCGUGGAGUGGGAGGGCACCACACCCUACUGACCCAGCUGGAGAAACAGCUGCCAUACAGUUUAAAAAUCCCAUGGGCUCCGGUAAUAAAUUGACUGCCUUUUCUACACCUUUUUUUUUUUUUUUCGCUUUUUUCUUUCGUCUUUUAAAACUUCACCACUUCUGAGCCUUAGGUCUCUGGGCACGUUCUGUAAUGUAUUCACAGAAAGCAUCGCACAGCCCCUCCUCUUCAUAUCCUGUUAGAGGAACACGUCAGAGGUGUUGGCGAGGGUAUGUGAUGCGCUGCUGCCCCCUAGUGGGCAUAAUAAGCACCCGUACCGUGCCUGUUUUUUUUGCUAAUGGUUGAUCAUGUGACUGCUUUUGCUUAUCUUGAAAGCCAUUGAGAAAUGGUGUCAUGAAACAACAAUGCAAUUUAUAAAUGGUGGAUUUAAACUGAGCCUUUUGAAAUGAUGUUCCUAAAGGGUGGGGCCAUCUCUACACAUUUUUCUCCCUGAAAAGACCCACACCAGAACAGUCAUAUUGCUCCACCCCCCCCAGAGAAUCGCCAUUAUGGUAAUAUCAUUGAAACAGAAAACUAUUUGGAAAUUCAAAAGCAGGAACCAUCUGCGGUUCUUGAACUAAUACAGAAAGAGAAAGCUGCCAUAUGAAGUGACAGAAUUGUCAGGAUUAUUGGGAUGCUGGAGAAACGCGUGCACUUUGAAUGGGGAACUUCAGCAGCAGUGCAUGGAGCUUGUGGCAGUGAUGCUUGGAUCAUGUACUUCUUCUCUGUGGUGACCCUCGGCUCCACUUCGGAGUGUGGGAUGCAGGAGUGAGACGCCCGAUUUCGCUGUGGGUCAGUGACGUCAGUCUCGCUCACUCCUCCUGUAAGGUGGCAGCUUCCCAUAGCGAAGGAAACCAACCUUAGGGCUUCCUCUUUAAUCUACUUCCCACACUGCAGCCUUGUUAUGUUUGAGGUAACCAUGGUGAAGUCGUGUGUUUAUGAUGCUGCAUGUCUUUCUGGGGCAUUUCAGCAACUUUUUUUUUUUUUUUUUCUUUCGGCACCAUUGGGCAUCGUUUGAUGCAGCGCAAACGUAAGACGUCCUGUUAUUCGUGUUUAAUGGAAGCCUUUCACACGUCUUUCUCCAUGUUUGCUGUUACUCUCUCAGCGGCUGGCUAGUGUACGGUAAUCCCCAGAUUUACGCUUCUCUCGGUUCCCUCAACUUCUCAUGAAUCUACCAGCACUCCAUGUUUUAUUUCAGUUGCGGUUUGAUCAGGACCCCUGUCCGAAAGGAGCCUCUGUCCUGGCACCCUGAGUCUUUUGGGUGUAUGAAUUUUGAUGUGGCAAUUUCAGGAAGUGAAAAAAGCAGGAAGACCAAAGGAAUGUGGAUUUUGUGUGGAGAAGCCUUGGUUUAGUAUUUCCAUUGUUGUUGUUUUAUUUUAUUUUGGCUGGGCCACCUACACAUGAUGUCAUGUCCUUAAAGGACACAGUGACUUGUCUGAAAGACUAAUGUGGAGUCUUUUGCUGUAUAAAUAAAGAUCUCCUCACCGAAAUACGAGUAGUAAUUGACUUCAAGGUAGGGCAAUACAUUGUUUUUGUAAUUUAGUGUCAUCUAUUAUAGAGUAUAAAUAACAAUAGCUUAUUUAGUGCUAUAUCUUAUUUGAAAUCCUUCGAAUGAUUGAUGUACCAGUCAGGAAAAUCUGUUAAUACUUUCCCUUGUUCAUUUCCAAAGCAAUUUCUACUUUCCCUUUUUUUGUUUUCUUUUCAUCUUUUCAAGGUUUUUUUUUUAUUUUUAUACAAAUAGCCCUCUGUUUUUUUUUUUGGUUAAAGAUUUCACACAGGGCUACCAGGAAAAAAAAGUUCUUCCCAUAGCUUCGUGCCGCACAUUUCUGCUCGUUUUAGACACCUUUGUGUGAAGGCGCUGUCCCCUCACACCACACACCUGUUUCUUCCAGCAUUUGUGUGUCGUGACUUGCUAUUCUGAUUGGAUUGCAGUGUGUACAUGAAUUUAUAAAAAGCUACACUAUGACACUCAUCACUGCUAUGAGUCAAAUCCCAUCGUUUGCUUUGUUGCACUAUUUAAGACACUCGGCUUCAUCUAUGCAAUCUGAUUUAAAGGUACUUGUAAGACCAAAGCAGUUUUUAAACACAUUUCAGAAAUUAUUACAAAAAUCGUUGUUUCCCCCCGGCCUUGACAUUAGUUAUUGUUUAAUGUAUGCAGUUUGUCCCAUCUAUUACCUUUUAAGCACUUACUUUGCUGAAAAUUACAGUAUGACUGUAAGUUUAAAGUAAAACAAAAUCUAAAUAUUUAUGUCUAUUCUGAUCUGUUUUUAAAACCUCAUGCUUUUUGUCUAUUCAUUUCAGUAUUAGAUUUUUUUUUAAAUCCAAAUAUUUUGUUUCCAUAUAAGCCCUGAUUAUUAUUUUAAAAGGCAUAAAAAGCAUGUGGUUUAUGCUUGAUGUAUGUGGUAUUUAAAUUGAAGACAACGAGAGGAUGUUAAACAGUAUAAACUGUCUAACAGUUUUUUUAACAAACAUGUAACAAACUAAGCUUGUAUAUAAAGACCUUGUGUUUCUUAACAUUUCCUGCUUUGCUUGUUAGAACAAGUUUGAACCAUAUCUCCUAUUACCCAUUUAAAGCAUUUUUAAAGCCAGGCUGUAUUUUAUGGUGGUAAUGUGACUGUAUGUACCUUCAUUGUAAAAAUUAAAAGCACAGUAAAUUCACCAUGUUAGCAUACACGUUUUGCAGUUUUAAAUCUCAAUUUUGCAAAUAUUAUUUUCUUGUUCUUUAUGAAUACGUGUAAAUGAAAAUCUGGUUUUAUUUACAACCACUCCAUUAGUAUUCAUAUUUUGACAUUAAAAUACUACAUGUCAGCAUGUUUUUGAAUGUUACUUUUGGCCCAUUAUGUUUAAUGUGUCUUAGAUGCAUGAAAUACAUUCGUGGACAAUUGUCUGUGGUGUCAAAGGUGAACCAAAAGAAAAUGUUGUGUGGCCCAAUAGCCAGCAGAGGGUGGCAAAGAGCACAUUGAGAGAGUGACGUCAAAUUGGGCAAUAAACUGAUUGUCAGAAGGUGCACCGGGGUGCCUUGAGAAGGUCUCUCUUUUUUUUUUUUUUCUGUCGAAAGCUACCUGGUGAAAACUUACAAUGCCAAAUGAUCCCUUCUCCAAAUCGUGAUAUUCAAGGUUACUCAAAACCUAGCUACAGUUAAUAAGCUUUAAAUAUACGUUUUCAGCCACGUACAUUAGGACGCUACCACAUCAAUAUUCUGUUACGCCUUUCUCUCCUGCCUGAUUUGCCUAUAAUACUCACUGAACCAAUUCCGCCUGUGUAUUACAUUAUCUUGUUGCAAGACACAAAUUUGUGUUACCCCUCGUGAUUCCGUACUGACCCUGAGCAGUUCUAACAAGUUAAAGUAAUUGGAUGUUUGGAAGAUGCACCUUUUUUAGGAAGGGUUAGCUGAAUUUUUGUUAGAGAAGUCCAGUGUAUUUAUGUAAACAAAUCACGCAGGAAAAACUCCUAGCAAUAAUCAAGCUGAUGUUCAUCUCUUCUGAAUGCCACAUAAAAUGUGCUUAAUGUUUUUGUUGUGUUUUUUUUUUCCUUACAGAAAGAAAUAAAUGACCAUAGAUGACACAUAGUUUUGAGUUGUACUUGCAUAGUUCAGUUAGGCCGCAAAUAAAAUACAGCAUUUGAAAUCUUUGACUGCUCUGGUCCUUUCAUCAUAGUGGUUAUGAGCAGCUAUAAGCUGCACAACACUACUGCACUAACAUGUUUUAUUGUAACCUUAUGGACUUCCUGGCUAGGAGUAUAUGCCCUCUCCAUAUGCCUCCAAGGAUGAAAGCCAGCACAUGAACCUGUGGUGAUUUUUCAGUCCUGAAAGUACAUGUUCUGAUUUAUGUCCAAUUGAAUGAACAAUUCAAUAAAAAUGAUUACAUGUGA